UUUCGUUUAUUUGACUCAUUUUAGUUAUAUGGAAACAUAAAUGCUUUUUGGUUUCUUAAUAUAUUCUUUUUACAAAAUAUUUCAAUUUAAAACUAUUUGUACUUUACCGUGAGACUUGAAUUACCAAAUGAGAUUAUAUUACAGUUAAUACUUUAUUGAUAUAUGGAGUUCUACAUUGGUUUAUUUUGGAAAUCACCAAAAUAUUUGUCUACUUUUAAAUCUAUUACGUCAAAAACAAAUUGGAUACCACUUUAUAUUUGAAAUACAAUAAAUUUAAUUUUAAAAUUAGAACAGUAUUUGUAUCUGUGAUAAUGCCUCAUCACUAUGGUCCAGAUAUUCCUAUGCAGAUUCGGCCUGAAAAAAAACUAACAAAAGAUGCUAUGGAAAGAUAUUUGCUUGAUCGCAAUGACUUAGUUCUAGUUAUCCUUCAUGCUAAAGUUGCUCAAAAAUCAUAUGGAAAUGAAAAACGUUUUUUCUGUCCACCUCCAUGUGUAUAUCUUUUUGGCAAUGGUUGGCGCUUGCGUCAACAACAGCUACUUAGAGAAGGGGUAACUGAAGCCAAUUCUCAAAUGACUUCAUUCAUUGGUAUUGGCAGUGCAGAUCAAGAUUUGCAAUCACUUGAUCUAAACAACAGUAAACAAUAUUGUGCAGCUAAAACAUUGUUUAUAUCUGAUUCUGACAAGAGGAAACACUUCAUGCUUAUGGUAAGAAUGUUCUACAAUAAUGGCUAUGACAUUGGAACUUUUCAUAGUAAGAGAAUCAAAGUGAUAUCAAAACCCUCAAAAAAAAAACAAUCAUUAAAAAAUGCUGAUUUAUGUAUCGCCAGUGGUACAAAAGUUGCAUUAUUCAAUAGACUCAGAUCACAAACUGUAAGUACUCGAUACUUACAUGUUGAAAAUGGAACCUUUCAUGCUAGUUCAACACAAUGGGGAGCUUUUAUCAUAUACUUAUUGGAUGAUGAUGAAAGCGAAAGUGACAUGUUUAAUGUUAGAGAUGGUUACAUUCAUUAUGGUAGUACAGUAAAAUUAGUGUGCAGUGUUUCUGGAAUGGCUUUACCUCGACUUGUUAUUAGAAAAGUUGACAAACAAACAGCAUUGUUAGAAGCUGAUGAUCCUGUGUCGCAGUUACAUAAAUGCGCUUUUUAUAUGAAAGAUACUAAUCAUAUGUAUCUAUGUUUAUCUCAAGAACGCAUUACCAACUUUAAUGCUACACCAUGUCCUAAAGGGCCUAAUAAAGAAAUGAUUAACGAUGGAGCUUGUUGGACCAUUAUUAGUACAGACAAAGCAGAAUAUCAAUUUUAUGAAGGAAUGGGACCAGUUAAUUCACCAAUUACUCCUGUGCCUGUAGUACAUGGGCUUAACACUAAUGGUGGUGGUGAUCUUGCUAUGUUAGAAUUGAGUGGUGAAAAUUUUACUCCACAUUUACAAGUUUGGUUUGGAAAUGUCGAGUCUGAAACUAUGUUUCGCUGUCAAGAGAGUAUGAUAGCUGUUGUACCUGACAUUUCUUCAUUUAGAAGAGAUUGGUCUUGGGUGAAACAGCUGACACAAGUACCAGUAUCAUUAGUAAGAAACGAUGGAAUAAUUUACGCCACAGGACUAACAUUUACAUAUACUCCUGAACCAGGUCCAAGAAAUCGAGUUACACCAGCUGAUGAGAUCAUGAGGACAUCAAGUUCAAAAAACAAUUUUUCAUUAUCGCAUAUUAUGAGUUAAUUAUUUGAAGGAUAUGUUUUAAAUAGUAUUAUUUAUUCAACAGCCAACAGGAUCUGUGACCUAUGACUGACAAUUGACUGAAUGAAUCUAUGUUUUGACAAUAAUAGUAAUAAUAGGGAGCCUAGUAAUAUAAUAAGACCAAUAUAUUUUUAUUUUAUCAAUGUUUAUUAAUACCUAAAUAUUUUAAUAUUGCUCAAAUUUUACUUUAUAUGUUAGUACUUAUCUGUAGCUUAGGUAAAUCAAAACCUGACCUCACUCAAGUGAAAAUAAAUUUGAAAUCAUUUUAUUUUUGUCAUUCUAAUGUUGUAAAUGUUGUUCUCAGUUAUCAUUAUUGUAAGUUUUGAACAAU
Molecule: messenger RNA, 2061 nt
Organism: Sipha flava (yellow sugarcane aphid)
Lineage: Eukaryota; Metazoa; Arthropoda; Insecta; Hemiptera; Aphididae
Product: suppressor of hairless protein-like
Exons: 2
Coding region: 312-1712 (466 amino acids)
Biological process (GO): regulation of transcription by RNA polymerase II
Cellular component (GO): nucleus
Molecular function (GO): DNA-binding transcription activator activity, RNA polymerase II-specific; RNA polymerase II cis-regulatory region sequence-specific DNA binding
Source: RefSeq, a predicted model, not a curated record